Solanum dulcamara is the source of this 450-nucleotide messenger RNA. Its product is annotated as norbelladine synthase-like. The transcript is spliced from 2 exons. Lineage: Eukaryota; Viridiplantae; Streptophyta; Magnoliopsida; Solanales; Solanaceae. Bases 1 to 450 code for a protein of 149 amino acids. Gene Ontology annotation, cellular component: nucleus; cytoplasm. Gene Ontology annotation, molecular function: protein phosphatase inhibitor activity; abscisic acid binding; signaling receptor activity. Gene Ontology annotation, biological process: defense response; abscisic acid-activated signaling pathway. The record is from RefSeq and is a predicted model, not a curated record.
AUGUUGGGAAAAUUUUCAGAGCAUAUACAAAUAAAUGUACCAGCAAGUGAAGUUUGGAAUCUCUAUGGUACUUUUAAAAUGGCAAAUUUUCUCGUUAAAAAACUCCCACACAUUGUUGAAAAAGUUGAGUUGAUUGAAGGCAAUGGUGGAGCUGGUUCACUUCUGAAAGUUAGUUUACCUGGAAAUGCACCGUACAAAGAGAAAUAUGUGUUAGUGGAUGAUGAAAAAAGAGUGAAGGAAAUAGAGAUUGUUGAAGGUGGAUUUCUUGAUCUUGGAUUCAAUUUCUAUGGAAUUAAAUUUGAAAUUAUAGAGAAUGAUGAGAAUUCAAGCAUCAUCAAACUUACAACUAAUUUUGAGACUAAAGAUGUUGAAAAAAUUCAUCAUACUAUUGGCAACUUCCAAGCCUUAGUUGCCAUCAUGAAAGCUUCUGCUGAUUAUCUUAAGAAAUAA